GCAGCAGGCAGUUGAGGCUUAAACCUGAGCUCAUCGUACACCUCCACACGCACACACACAUAUACACACACAGAGGAGAGGGAGAGCAGCCCGUCCUCGCAGCCAUGAGUAGCAUCGGAUAUGACCCCUACUACUCCACUUCGUCAUACAGACGCUGGUAUGUCGAGGCUCCCCCUCGUGUGGUGGUGACCAGAGGAAGGACCCACUCCGCCUACUCCUCCCACACGUCCCCGCUGUCCUCCUCCCGCCUGCAGUACUCCUCCUCCGGCCGGCCGCUGCUCUCCUCGUCCCCGCCAGCCUCUUCCUUGGAGCUGGAGCUCAGCCAAGCCGCCCAGAUCAGCUCCGAGUUCAGGGCUGUUCGCACUCAGGAGCGCAGCCAGCUGCAGGACCUCAACGACCGCUUCGCCGGCUUCAUCGAGAGGGUGCGUGAGCUGGAGCAGCAGAACCGUGCGCUGGAGGCAGAACUGCUGCUGCUGAGGCAGAGGCACACCGAGCCGUCCCGCCUGAGAGCCCUGUACGAGCAGGAGGCCCGGUCGCUCAGAGCGGCGGUGGAUGAAGCCAGAGCGGAGCAGCAGGCCGUCCUGGGACAGAGAGAGCGGCUGGAGCAAACCCUGAGCGCCCUGCAGGGUCGAUAUGAGGAGGAGGUGCUGGCUCGAGAGGAGGCCGAGGCGAGACUGAUGGAGACCCGGCGUGAGGCCGACCAGAUUUCCCUGGCCAAAGCCGAGCUCGAGAAGAGUGUCGAAACCCUGCUGGAGGAGCUGGCCUUCCUCAAGAGGAUUCAUGAGGGUGAAGUGGCUGAACUACAGGCCCAAGUCCAGCUGGGCGUGCAGGUGGCGGUGGAAUCUGAGGCCGCCGCUCCUGACCUCUCGGGAGCCCUCAGGGACAUCCGGUCCCAGUAUGAGAGGCUGGCGGCCAGGAACAUGCAGGCAGCGGAGGAGUGGUUCAGAGGGAAGGUGGGCUCCCUGACUGAAACUGUGGCCCAGCACACUGACGCCGUGAGGAGCUCCAAGGACGAGGCGGGAGAGUACAGACGCCAGCUGCAGGCUCGCCUGCUGGAGAUCGAUGCAUGCAAAGGCCUCAAUGAUUCCCUGGAGAAGCAGCUGCAUGACAUGGAGGAGAAGCAGAGUGCUGAGAUAGGAGCUAUGCAGGACACCAUUGCAGAGCUGGAGAGCGAGCUGAGCGGCACCAAACAGGAAAUGGCGCGUUACCUGAAGGAGUACCAGGAUCUGCUCAACGUGAAGAUGGCUCUGGACAUCGAGAUCGCAGCAUACAGGAAGCUCCUGGAGGGAGAGGAGUCUCGCUUCAAUGUCGGCCUGGCUGGGGGCGUGUCCUCCCUGUACAGCCACAGCCUGUCGGCGCCGUCCUUCGCCCGGCCCGUCUUCUCCAGCCUCGGCUCGGGCACCUCCUACAUGCUGACGUCCCGCCUGCUCAGCUCCAGCGUCAGCACCACCGAGGGCAUCAUCUCUGCCAGCCACGCCCAGCAGGCUGAAGCCAGCCCACCUGGAGAGGAGGAGGAGGAGGAGGAGGAGGAGGUGGUGGAGGAGGAAGAGCAGGAGGGAGCAGAGAAAGAGGAAGAGGAGGAGGGAGAAGCAGAAAAAGAGGAGGAAGAGGAAGGAGAGAAGGAGGAGGGAGGGGAAGAGGAGGAAGCAGAAAAGGAGGAGGAAGAAGAGGCAGAUGAGGGUGUAAAGGAGGAGGAGGAGGAGGAGGAUAGCAAGGAAGUGGAGGAAGGAGCCGAGGCAGAGGAAAAAGAAGAAGAGGAAGGAGAUAAAGAGAAGGGAGAUGAGGAACAAGCUGAUGAAGGAGGUGAAGAGGCGAAGGAGGACGUAGAGGGUGGUGAUGAAGAGGAGCAAAAAGAAGAGGCUGCAGAGGAUGAAGGAGAAAAGGAGAAAAAAGAGGAGGGAGAUGAAGCCGAAGCCAAAGAAGAAGCACAAGAGGAGGUGAAGACAGAGGGAGCUGAUGAAAAAGACGAGGGCGCCAAGGAUGAAGAGAAGGAGGAGAAGGUGGAAAAAGCCAAGAAGAGUGAGGAGAAGGAAGACAAAGCCGACACUAAGAAAGAAGAGAAAGCCGAGACGAAGAAAGAAGACAAAGCCGACUCGAAGAAAGAAGACAAAGCCGACGAGAAAGACGUCAAAGCUGCUCCCAAAAAAGACGACGCAGCUGAAGCGAAAAAGGAGAAAGGUGACGAAAAAGCAGCCAAGCCUGAACCUGUUGACGAGAAAAGCACAAAAGGGAAGAAGUAGGCCGGUCGCUUCAACAAACUCGGGUCAAGACUGUCUACGUGCGAGACAUAACACAAACACAGCUGCCAGCAGACGCAUCAGCACUACUGUCUCCAUCCUGGUCGUGAACUCGGUGCUCAAUAAAAAAGUCCAAUAAUCAUUUACAGCAACAAAUCAAGGUUAACUGCUUGCAGAUGUCCAAAGUAAUCCGCAAUGAUUUGUCUUCCCGGUGAGUGUAGGAUGUGCUACUGCUGAAUGUAGAAGUGAGUGUGAGAGUUUUGGAUGAUAAAAUAAAUUAUUCUAAUAGCCA
Salarias fasciatus (jewelled blenny) is the source of this 2529-nucleotide messenger RNA. It is a transcript of the gene nefla, whose product is annotated as neurofilament light chain a. Gene Ontology annotation, molecular function: structural constituent of postsynaptic intermediate filament cytoskeleton. Bases 105 to 2240 code for a protein of 711 amino acids. The transcript has 4 exons. The record is from RefSeq and is a predicted model, not a curated record. Gene Ontology annotation, biological process: neurofilament bundle assembly. NCBI's taxonomy places the organism in Eukaryota, Metazoa, Chordata, Actinopteri, Blenniiformes, Blenniidae. Gene Ontology annotation, cellular component: cytoplasm; postsynaptic intermediate filament cytoskeleton; intermediate filament.